Molecule: messenger RNA, 739 nt
Organism: Juglans microcarpa x Juglans regia
Lineage: Eukaryota; Viridiplantae; Streptophyta; Magnoliopsida; Fagales; Juglandaceae
Product: nuclear transport factor 2B-like
Exons: 3
Coding region: 119-490 (123 amino acids)
Biological process (GO): nucleocytoplasmic transport
Cellular component (GO): nuclear pore central transport channel
Source: RefSeq, a predicted model, not a curated record
CACUGCGACAUAACAAUAGUUCUCACACUCCAACCUCUCUCUCUCUCUCUCACUCUCUCUCUCUGCGUUGGUAAUAAGCGGUGGAGGGGGCAGUGAUCGAUCAUCGGGUGCUGCGGAGAUGGAUCCAGACCAGUUGGCGAAGGCAUUCGUGGAGCACUACUACACGACAUUCGAUGCGAACCGUGCGGGGCUGGCGAGCCUUUACCAGGACGAGUCGAUGCUGACCUUUGAGGGCCAGAAGACCCAAGGCUCCCAGAACAUCGUCGCCAAGCUCACCACCCUCCCCUUCCAGCUGUGCCAGCACAGUAUCACCACCGUCGAUUGCCAGCCCUCCGGCCCCGUUGGCGGGAUGCUCGUCUUCGUCAGCGGUAACCUCCAGCUCGCUGGCGAACAGCAUGCCCUCAAGUUCAGCCAGAUGUUCCAUUUGAUGCCAACGCCACAAGGAAGCUUUUAUGUGUUGAAUGACAUAUUCCGUUUGAACUAUGCAUGAAGACAAGAUUAAACUCAAAUUCAACAAAUGGCGGAAACGUGGCCAAAAGUGCUUGUUUGCUUGUCACCGUUCAAUACUGGACAUAUCAAAUGGAAAAUGGUCUUUCUUUGGACAGUUAUUAUGUUUCAUUAUGCUUUUAUGUCUCAUAUGUCAGAGAUUCUUGCUUGUGAUUGUUUGGAUGAAAUAUACUUUCAUGCACAACUGUUUGAACAAAUUGUGUAUUAGAGGUUUGAAGACUUUUUACUUCAA